Messenger RNA from Penicillium robsamsonii, 1917 nucleotides. Its product is annotated as AAA family ATPase CDC6. NCBI's taxonomy places the organism in Eukaryota, Fungi, Ascomycota, Eurotiomycetes, Eurotiales, Aspergillaceae. Gene Ontology annotation, molecular function: ATP binding; DNA replication origin binding; ATP hydrolysis activity. The transcript has 3 exons. The record is from RefSeq and is a predicted model, not a curated record. Gene Ontology annotation, biological process: cell division; mitotic DNA replication checkpoint signaling; DNA replication initiation. The coding region runs from base 1 to 1917 and encodes 638 amino acids. Gene Ontology annotation, cellular component: nucleus.
AUGGCAGGAACUGUCCUAGGAAAGCGCUCUCGUGCUGUGGAACCAGCAUUGCCGGUACGAACCGCGAGCAAGCGCCGAACAGUCGCUCCCCGGGUUCACCAAGAAGACACCGUCCCAACCUCAUUACGGCGAACAAGGUCAACUGUAAAGAAAGCAGUCGAACCUGACCAAGAAAAUGGCGAGAGCAAGCCAGUGUCGGAGAAUGUUUCUUCCAAACAUACCUUGCGCGAUGACCAGUUCCAAUCUCCAGUCAAGAUUAAUUCGCAUUUUACCGUCUCGAAACCGGUAGAUGAAGAAAUUGCGAAACCUAUUGAGUUCGAAUUCAAGACACCUUCGAAAUCGCGAUUCCGAGAUGAUCUCCCGCAAUCUCCCAUCACCCCUAGACAUCGAGUUCAGGUCGGAGCAAAGGCAGUAACACCGCGCACCCCUCGCCAUGCCGAUCUUCCCCCGACCCCCAGACAGAGUGCUACUCCGAAAAUUGUGAACUCAGUGUAUUCGCAAGCCAGGCAACUGUUCGCCCGAGGUUCCAAUUCCGGCCGUUUAGUGGGACGCGAUGUGGAGCGGGAAAAGUUGGUGUCUUUUAUCACAGAGGGAGUGGAGGCUCGGAAAGGAGGGUGCCUUUAUAUCAGCGGUCCCCCCGGGACUGGAAAGAGUGCCAUGGUCCAGGAAGUGUGUGCAGAUCUUGACCUUUCCAACGUCAGAGUCUCACAUGUGAACUGCGCAAGCAUGCGAAUCUCUCGUGAUGUCUACAGCAGACUGGUCCAAGAUUUCUGCGGGGACUCGGACAUGUUCAAGAAGAGUGAGGGAGAUCGGCUGAAAUCUACGUUCAUUCCAUCCAAGCAAGGGCAAGAUCUGUUUCUGGUCACUCUGGACGAAAUUGACCAUCUACUCAAUGGUGAUUCGGGGGUUUUACAGUCACUUUUCGAGUGGUCAUUGCAAAGCAAGUCCAAGCUGAUGCUGAUUGGCAUCGCUAACGCCCUUGAUUUGACUGACCGAUCUCUCCCACAGCUAAAGGCGAAGAACCUGAAGCCCCGCUUGCUGCCAUUCUUGCCGUACAGUGCUGCAUCUAUUGCAAACGUGAUGACCAAUCGUCUUCGCUCAUUGCUCCCUGCUGGGGCAGAAUCCGACCCAAAGCUUGUCCCCUUUGUUCAACCGGCCGCCAUCCAACUUUGCUCUAAGAAGGUAGCAUCGCAGACAGGCGAUCUCCGUAAGGCCUUUGAGUUGAUCAAGCGGGCAAUCGACGUCAUUGAACAGGAAACAUUCCAAAAAUUGGAUAAGCAAGCCAAGGAGGCUGAGAAUGUUUCGAUACUAGGAGAGAACACCAAUUUAUCUUCGCCUGCCAAAGCCGGCAAUGUUCCGAAGCCAACUUCCAUGUCAAGCUACACAGUCAUCACGGCACCCCGAGCCAGCAUCGCCCACAUUGCCCGAAUCACAUCCGCGGCCUUUGGUCAGGGCACCGUUCAAAGACUACAAAGUUUGAACCUGCAACAAAAAGCCGCUAUCUGCUCCCUGAUUGCACUUGAACGCAAACGUCGCCAGCUUGAGGUCCCAAGCACCCCUUCCAAGUCGCGUAAUUCGGCGCCCACUAUCAAGCAAGCAUUCGAUACAUAUUGUGCUUUAUGUCGCAAUGACAACAUUCUUCACCCCCUGACUGCCACCGAGUUCAAAGACGUUCUCAGCAAUCUGGAAACAAUGGGCUUGGUUGGGGAGUAUCAGGGUCGCGGCCGAGGCGGAACUGUUGCAGGUGGCACAGAUCUACGCCGCACACCCUCGAAAUCCGGUGCGCCUUCGACUCCUCAUAAGGCCCUUGACGAACAAGGUCUUGUCUGCUUCGUUUCCCAGCAGGAAAUCGAGGGCCAGAUUGUUGGUCCCGGUGAAGGCAUCCUUCGGCGCCUUCUUCGUGGUGAGGGACUAUAA